UCAAACGAAUAGGAACUUUUCUACGUCAAAGAAGAGGGUCUCCUACAGCGCCAAUGCCGAAACAGUAACCGUGUGUUUUUAGUGUUUUUUUGAACCAAAAAAUAGCCGAAAAAAACUUUGUUAAAUUAUUACAGUUUUGUUUAUUGAAAUCUUUAAGUUUUUGUUUAAACUGUUGCUUAUUUUCUUAUUGGAAAAUACAUUUAUUAUUUUCGCUAAGCUAAAUGUGUGUUGAAACAUAAUUGAAAAUUACACGAAACGCGCUCAAGAAAGAACACGAAAAUUCAAAAAAACAAAAAAAAAAUUUUAGUGAGAAAUUAAAAUAACGGUCGACCAAACAGUUGCGUCAACCCUCUUUGCUUAUCGCUACAAUCUUUCAACUGCCACGCAGCACACGACACUUACUAAGAACCAGCAACCAACUGCCCAGAGACAACCACCAGCAACCAACUGGUAAUAGGCAACAGCAACCAGCCGUCAACUGCCAAAAACCAACAGUAACAGCAACUACCGAAAAAUGUCUUUCUCUAAAGCCAAACUAAAACGCUUCAAUGACGUCGAUGUCGAUUGCGCCAACUCACCCGCAGCCGCGCGCUUGGUCACUGACGCCUGCACAGUUAAUACACCGAGCAAAUGUAUAAAUGCCGUCACCGCCGCUACAACAACCACCAACAGUAUAGCGGCGACCAGCACAGGACACCCCGAACGCAAAGAGCAGAUCGAGAAAUUCUUUAAAGACGCCGUGCGUUUCGCCACCAACAGCAAGGAGGCCAAGGAGUUCGCCAUACCGAAGGAUGGCGCGGUGAAGGACGACAAAAAGUCAAAAGGUUUGCGACUCUUUCGCACGCCAUCCCUGCCGCAACGUUUACGCUUUCGACACAAUCCAACCGAGGCAAGUACAUUAAAUGCCGCCAACAACAACAAUGGUGGUACCGCCAGUUCUACACCCUUGCAUUCGGCCACCACAACACCGGUGAAGGAUGCGACCAAGUCGGGCGGUAGUCGCCUUAAAGGUAAAGAGGCGCUACAGCAAGAGAUACGCAAAAAGAAUGAGCUCCUCGAAAGCUAUAUGAGUCAGAUUGAUGUGCUCAAGCGCCAUGUGGAACAACUGAAGGAGACGGAGCAGAAAUUGCGUGAGGAGAAUGCUAGUGUUGUGGCGAAAACCGAAAAUCUAAUACAUGCACUACAAACGGAAAAUGUGUCGCACAAAGAGUUGAAUGAUCGACUGAGCGCCGAAAAUGUGGCGCUCACAGAGAGUUGCAACAAAACGGCGCAGGAGAUGAAUAUGCUCAUAGCGCGUCAUACUGAUGAGUUGGCGGAAUUGCAAGCUUUUAUCGACGAGCUGAAGUCACAGAAUGCCACGCUGCAGCAAGAGGCACAGCAACAAUGUCUUGAAGAGAAAAUCAAACAGCAUAGAAUCGACGCGUUGCAGCUGGAUAUCAGUGAGGCGCGCGAGAAGCUUGCAACACACGAAGAGCGCGCACAAAAAGACACUGAACUCAUACAGAAUUUGCGCAACACGAAUGAGUCGUUUAGUCGGGACUUGGCUGAAUUGCAGAAGCAAAUCGAACGCGAUGCUUUGGCGUACGCGCAAGAGCACAAGAUCACACAAAACGAAAUGGAGUGUCUGAAGAAGGAGCGCAGCACUUUGAAAAAUGACUUGGCAAGCAAAUGUGAGCUCAUCAAGUCGCUGCAGGAUGAGCUGUUGGAUAAGAAUUGCGAGAUCGAUGCGCAUUGCGACACCAUACGUCAGUUGUGUCGCGAAAAGGCGAAGCUGUUGGAGAAAGAGCAACUGAUUGAGACCGCCGAAGAGAAGGUGCGCAGCGCUGAGGAACAGGCGGAGCAGAAAGUACAGAAACUCGAAUCCGAUUUGGAGAAUGCGCUGGAACGUGAGAAGCAGUAUUGGCGCGCCGAACUCGAUAAGCGUCAGAAAUUGGCCGAAAACGAGAUUAUAAAAGUGGAGUUGGAAAAGCAAGACGUUAUGGUCUUGCUGGAGACCACCAAUGACAUGUUGCGCGACCGCGAUGAGAAGAUACAAAAAUACGAAGAGCAAAUACGCAAUGGCAUCGAUUAUUACAUCCAACUGACGGAUACAUUGCAAAAACAAGUUGUUGAUUUGAAACAAGAUAUGGCGAAAGUCAUUACCGAAAAGUACAACUAUCAAUUAACAUUGAGUAAUACACGUUCCACGGUUAAUAUAUUGAUGGAACGUUUGAAGAAAUCCGAUGCGGAUGUCGAACAAUUCCGCGCCGAACUGGAAUCAGUGCAGCUGGCUAAGGGCGCAUUGGAGGAAAGCUAUUUGACGCUGCAAGCUGAAUUGGAGACGAUGCGCAAUAAUCACGCUGAAGCCGAGACCGCAUUGAAGACACUAUGCCAGUCGUCGCAAACACUACAACAAGAGGUAUCUAUUAAAGAGCACCUAUUCAAUGAUAUAAUCACCUCGGAAGAGGACACUUUGGCAAAAUUCAAUAAAAUUGCUACCUCAUUCCAGGAGCGCAUCAAUACGACAGAUGUCGCACACUACCUGGACAUGUACAAUGAGCUGAAGCGCAAGGACGAAUCACGUGAGCUGUAUAUGCAGGAUAUGAAGAAGGCACUGGACGAAUUCGCCACCGUGCUGCAAUUUGCACAAUUGGAACUUGACAGCAAAGAGAAAUCACUGCACAAAGUGCGCGACGAAUGUGAACAACUAAAAUUGGAGAAUAUCGCGCUCAAGUCUAAAGUCGAAGAGGGCAUCACAAAGCGUGAGAAUAGCACAGAUUUGGAAAAGAUCGAAGAUCUACUCAUCGAUACCGAGUUGCGCGCUGAAUGUGAUAAGAUCGCCUCUUGGCUAUUGAGCUCAUCCAGCAGCGAUAAAUGUGUACGCACCGAGAGCAGCAAUGAAAUCAACGACUUAUUGAAACCAGCCACGCCAAAUAGCACCAAGAAGUCGCGCAGCAGCAUGACACCAUCAUCACCCGCCAACAAGACGAUAACACUAUCGACCGCACCCGGAUCUAAUGUUGGCACACCACGUACACCGCGUACGCCAAAGACACCGCGCACACCACGCACCACACCCAAGAAGACCGUACUUUUCCCAGGCAAAGAGAAUAUAUGCAGUCCGCAGAAGCAAGUGCUGAAGGCGCGUAAUAUGUAGGCGGGUGUGGGGAUGAUUGAGACGAGACCAAGUCCACACUUUGGUCGAUUUCACUUAUGUAAGAAACUUUGCAUUGCUUGUGAGAUUUAUUUAUUUUUUUAAAUAAAUAUUUACCAUUUACAUUAAACAUUGAA
Messenger RNA from Bactrocera latifrons, 3270 nucleotides. It is a transcript of the gene mira, whose product is annotated as trichohyalin. NCBI's taxonomy places the organism in Eukaryota, Metazoa, Arthropoda, Insecta, Diptera, Tephritidae. The record is from RefSeq and is a predicted model, not a curated record. The coding region runs from base 515 to 3136 and encodes 873 amino acids. The transcript has 2 exons.